This is a messenger RNA of Camponotus floridanus (Florida carpenter ant), 2683 nucleotides long. RefSeq names its product vacuolar protein sorting-associated protein 16 homolog (gene Vps16A). Bases 119 to 2617 code for a protein of 832 amino acids. Gene Ontology annotation, biological process: vacuole fusion, non-autophagic; endosomal transport; intracellular protein transport. Gene Ontology annotation, cellular component: endosome; cytoplasm; lysosomal membrane. Gene Ontology annotation, molecular function: actin binding. NCBI's taxonomy places the organism in Eukaryota, Metazoa, Arthropoda, Insecta, Hymenoptera, Formicidae. The transcript has 16 exons. The record is from RefSeq and is a predicted model, not a curated record.
AUUCAAAAUGGACGCCUACGAUCAGUGUGUAAUCUGUCAAAACGUGUAAUUGUCAGACGUGACUUGUAUAGAAUAAUUAUUUCGCGAAUCACAUCGAUUACAAUAUUCUUUCAAAAAAAUGUCGGCUAUGUUGACUGCCGAUUGGUUUCCUCUAGGACGAGAUAUAUACUUUCGCAAAUUUGAGCUGUAUCCGAUAUCCUUCCAGCAGGAAGUUUCCUUUAACAAUUUACUUGUGGCAGCUCCUUAUGGAGGUUCUAUCGCUGUAACGAGAAAUCCCAAGAAACUUGUCAAAGUUCAAGGAGCUAAUAAGCCCUUAAUAUUGUUAUAUACAUCAUCAGGAAAAUUGACAGCCAGAUUGCAAUGGAGCAGUGGACAAUUGAUAUCAUUUGGCUGGUCUCAACAGGAAGAAUUGUUAUGCGUACAAGAUGAUGGCAUGGUUCUGAUAUAUGACAUGUUUGGAACUUAUCAACAUACUUUUAGUAUGGGAAAAGAUGUAGCUAAGGAUACUAAAGUUAUUGACGCAAAGUUCUUUGCGACAUCCAACAGCACUGGGAUAGCUGUUUUAACAUCUACUAAUCGCAUAUUUCUAGUAAACAAUGUAUCCGAGCCUAAAGUCCGACCAGUUACCGAUAUGCCAAGAUAUGGUGGACCAAUUGAUUGUUGGUGCGUGAUACAUUAUGAUAGGGAGACAGAGGUGAUUUUGUCAAAUAGAGAAGGAAUCGUUGUAAUUCAUCAGUCCCACCAAAACACAUUUCCAUUUAACAAUCUCUUCAGCAAUAAAAUCAAUAAUGUGAUAGCAAUGGCUGUAUCUGGCAAUUAUCGGCACAUUGCACUCUAUGCUGACACUGGACAUUUAUAUAUUGGUUCAAUAGACUUUAGAGAGAAAUAUUGUGAAUGCUAUACAAAUAUGAAGGAACCUUUGGCAAAUAUAGCCUGGUGUGGUACGGAAGCCGUGGUAUGCAGCUGGAACAGUGCAAUAAUGGUAGUAGGACGUACAGCUGAGAAUAUAGUGUACAAUUACGAUGGUCCGGUACACUUGAUUACAGAAAUUGAUGGAGUACGUGUACUUUCGAGUUGCUCCCACGAAAUGAUACAGAAAGUACCGAAUGUCGUGCAAAGAAUAUUUAGAAUCAACUCUACGGAUCCUGCAUCGUAUCUCUUAGAGGCUUCUAAGCAGUUUCAGAAAAAGAGUCAUAAAGCUGACAGUUAUAUAGAUCUAGUGAAAGAUAAAUUGGAUUCGGCGAUAAAGGCUUGCAUCGAUGGAGCGAGUCAUGAAUUCGAUUUUGAAACGCAAAAGAUUUUGAUGCGUGCUGCCAAGUUUGGAAAAGGAUUCAGCAAAAGAAUGGAUUCUGAAUAUUACGUUCAAAUGUGCAGGAUUUUGAGAGUUUUGAACGCAGUAAGACAUCCUGCUGUGGGCAUUCCACUAACAUAUACACAAUUUAAUGUUCUUACAAAUCAAGUGCUACUGGACAGAUUAGUAGUUCGAAGACAUUAUUACUUAGGUAUACAAAUAGCACGCCAUUUACAAUUACCUGAAAUUGAUGGGGAAAGUAGAAUAUUGGCACAUUGGGCUUGCUACAAGGUAAAACAAACGCAAUUAGAUAAAGAACAAAUAGCAGAGGAGAUAGCUGAUAAAUUAGGAUAUGCUCCUGGUGUUUCAUACAGCGAAAUUGCGAAAAGGGCAGCUGAUUGUGGGCGAAAACAAUUGGCUAUUAAAUUAAUCGACUAUGAACCGCGUGCGCAUCAGCAAGUACCCCUGCUGUUGACGCUUGGCGAAGAGCGAGCCGCUCUGCAUAAAGCUGUAGAGAGUGGUAAUACGGAUUUAGUCUACACUGUCAUUCUUCAUCUCAGAGAAAAUAUGACUCUCGGGGAUUUUCAAAUGUCUAUAAUGCAUUGUCCUUUGGCAAUGGCAUUAUAUAUUAAAUAUUGUCAAAGUCAUAAUAGAGAGACAUUACGCGAUAUUUAUAAUCAAUAUGAUGACUUUCAUUCACAAGCAGUGUGGUUUAUCACUGAGAGUUAUCAACGAAAAAACACCAUGUCGAAAGAUGCAUUGCUACAAUCUGCACAAGAAAAUUUUAGAUUGGCUCGUAAUGAUACAAAUGCUUCAUUAACAGAAGAACAGAUAAAGCUCUUAAAAUAUCAGAGAUCUUUAGAGGAUACGCUACACGAGUCAGUCGUUGGAAAGCCUCUACAUGAUACUGUAAAAAUAUUAUUAUUGCGUAAUGAGUUGAAAUUAGCGGAUAAAUUACGGUCCGAAUAUAAAAUACCAGAUCGGAGAUAUUGGUGGUUAAAGAUACAAUGUUUAGCAGAACAAGGUCUAUGGAAUGAUUUGGAAAAAUUCUCCAAAACUAAAAAGUCCCCCAUUGGCUAUGAGCCAUUUAUAGAUGAAUGUCUCAAGUAUAAUGAAAAAUUAGAAGCAAGAAAAUAUUUAAUGAAAAUUAAAGAUGAUCUUAAAGUGAAGUAUCUAGUAAAAUUAAAUAUGCUGAGCGAAGCAGCAAAGACAGCGUUUGAUCAAAAAGACGCUUCAGGUCUUACAUUUGUGUUGGCGCAAUGUAGUUUGACAGACAGGCAAUUAGUAGAUAAGAUCAACAUGUAUCUAGCUAGUCUUAAAAAUUAAAAUUUUUUUGUUGUGUAUUAUAACUUUUACAUGCAUUUAUAUUAUGCCAUUUGAAUUUUUUUUAUG